CAUAGAAACAAAUACCUUGUAAAUUGGUAAUAGUUUAAAUCGAUUCACUUCGUAUAAAUGCCUGGCCGAGAACAGGAUCUCUGUGUAUAUUCCAUCAAGCAUGGCUGCAUCUAUGCUCUUCAUCUCUUUAACUAUUCUUCAAGUUCUCUUCGCCACUUCUUCACUAAUCCAGGCAGCCCCAGCAAACUCAAAGCUCUUCAGAGAGUACAUAGGAGCAGAGUCCACGGGUGUUAGGUUCUCAGAUGUACCCAUUAAUCCCAACGUCGAUUUCCACUUCAUUCUCUCGUUUGCCAUUGACUACUCAACCAAAGCGUCCUUUCCACCCCCCACGAAUGGAGAGUUCAGUGUUUUCUGGGACACCGAAAACCUCUCCCCUUCUCAAAUUUCUUCCAUCAAGGCCCGACAUCCGAAUGUGAAGGUAGGCAUGAGUCUCGGGGGUGAUUCUGUUGCCAACGUCAAAGUCUUCUUCACCCCUACAUCAAUUAAUUCAUGGGUCAGAAAUGCUAUUAAUUCAAUCACACAGAUUGUAAAACAGUAUAAUCUGGACGGAAUUGACAUUGAUUAUGAACACUUCAUUGCUGAUCCUGACACAUUUGCUGAGUGCAUAGGGCGGCUUCUAUUCUACCUUAAGCAAAACAAGAUCGUGUCAUUUACCUCAAUAGCACCAUAUGAUGAUGAUUCUGUUCAGCCUCAUUACCUGGCUCUUUGGAAGAAGUAUGGGCAUCUUAUAGACUAUGUCAACUUCCAAUUUUAUGCCUACGACAAGGGAACAACUAUUUCUCAGUUUCUGCAAUAUUUUGAAACUCAAAGCUCCAACUAUGAAGGAGGUAAAAUUUUGGUGAGCUUUGGUACGGAUGGAAGUGGAGGGUUGUCUCCUGAAAAAGGCUUCUUCAAGGCAUGUGCCAUGCUUAAAAGUCAGGGUAAACUUAAUGGUAUCUUCAUUUGGUCUGCAGAUGACUCCAAGAAGGCUGGUUUUAUUCACGAUAAGCAAUCACAAGCCUUUCUGGCUAGUAAUUGAACUUCGUAACAUUGUUAUAUUGUGUGGAAGUGAUCC
Molecule: messenger RNA, 1054 nt
Organism: Cornus florida
Lineage: Eukaryota; Viridiplantae; Streptophyta; Magnoliopsida; Cornales; Cornaceae
Product: chitinase 2-like
Exons: 1
Coding region: 101-1018 (305 amino acids)
Biological process (GO): carbohydrate metabolic process
Molecular function (GO): hydrolase activity, hydrolyzing O-glycosyl compounds
Source: RefSeq, a predicted model, not a curated record